This is a messenger RNA of Panicum virgatum (switchgrass), 1013 nucleotides long. RefSeq names its product acetyltransferase At1g77540-like. The record is from RefSeq and is a predicted model, not a curated record. The coding region runs from base 161 to 547 and encodes 128 amino acids. The transcript has a single exon. NCBI's taxonomy places the organism in Eukaryota, Viridiplantae, Streptophyta, Magnoliopsida, Poales, Poaceae.
GCAGGCCUAAGCAAAUUCUGGAUUUCUGGUCCAUCGAAGCUUCGGUUGGACCAAGCCCAGAAGCUGUCGGCUUCUUCCCCCUCAAGUUCCCCAAUCAUCUGUGGCGGCGACCGACGAGGAGAGUCCGGCUACAAGAGCACUAGAGUCACCGGGCGAUCCGAUGUCGACGAAGGAGGGUGGCACGGGCGGGCGGGAGGUGGAGGCCCCUCCGCCGGAGACGGAGAGCAUCGUGUGGAGCGAGGACGCGGGGAGGUUCCAGACGCCCGACGGCGAGCCCUUCCUCGAGUACCGUGUCCCGUCGCCGGCGGUGAUGGACAUGGUGCACACGUACGUGCCGCGGAGCAAGCGCGGGCAGGGGCUCGCCGCACGCUUCUGCGACGCCGCCUUCGCCCACGCGCGGGCCCGCGGCAUGCGCGUCCUCCCCACCUGCUCCUACAUCACCGUGCGUGAUCCCCUCUUCUCCUCUGCACCUCUGCUGCUGCCUGCCUACCCACUAGUUUUAGUUUAUUUCCCGCGUCUGAUUCUUCAGUUCAGUUCCCUGCAGUGACAGGGAAAAUGAAUCGAGGACACCCUAAUGGACAGAUUUACCUGCUAAAUCGAGACUCAAUUGGCAAAUGUUCAUAGCACUAUUGAGUUUGUGGGCAUUCCUAAUUGAGCUGUAAAUCGUUCUUCAGUUGCUGAGCUAGCUACAUCCUAAUUUAGCAAAUUUAGCCACUCUUAUCGAUUUUUUUGCUGAACUACUGAUACUGACUCCAUGCUGUGCACGGCUGCAGGACACGUACCUUCCUCGUAAUCCGGCGUUGAACGAGCUCGUGUACAAGGAUCACACGUACCUGCCUCGUAAUCCCAAACCCAGCAGCAUGUAGCUUUCUAGAAGGAACGCCCAUUUCACUUAAUCCAAGGUGGCAGCUGCUACCAAAUAAGCAGAUAUCCAGUCGAUAGAAGUGUCAAGUGUGUGAUUUGAUGGCGCCUCGUGAAAAUCCUUCAUGUGCUAUAUUUCAGAACAAUUUGAU